GUGGGUUUCUAUAGUUGUGUACUAUGAUUGGCCAGUUGAAUGUCCAGAGUAACAUAGAUUCUCACGUGCCACCCACUUUUCACACAUUAACACACACACUGUGUGUGUCUUUUGUCCCUCCCACCACCCCCAUAAUGCUGGCUUGACCAUUUCUCUCCCAAAACCCAAUCAAUAUUCCUUCUAUUCGUCCUCUCUAUUCUCUGUACCUUCUCUUUUUUGUUUUUGUUUUUGUUUGAUCGAUUGAUUCUUAUUCUUGAUGUUGAUCAUAAUCCUAUGAUGAUUCAUGUGGAUUGAAAUUGAUGAGUUAAAGCUGAGAUUUUUUUUGAUCCUCAAAUAUUGCCCCAAAGGAUUGGAAUUUGAUGACUUAAAGCUGAGAUUUUUUUGCUCCUUAUUGCCCCAAAGGAUUGGAAACUGAUGAGUUAAAGCUGAGGAUUUUUUGCUCCUCAAAUAUUGCACCAAAGGAUUGGAAAUUGAUGAUAGGCUGAAAGAGCGUAGUUUUGACCUAAAUUCCUUACAUUUAAGGUUCCUCUCCUUCGCGGGAUAGGGCACAUUCCGCCAUAACCACACUUUAAACCUCGAUCCAGUUCUCAAACUAUAUGAAAGCUGAGAUUUUUUGCUCCUCAAAUACUUCCCCAAAGGUCAAAACUUUUACUUGGUAUCCUCCUCCAUCUUUUGAGAAACAAGAUUCUUGAUUUGGGUUUUUGGCUGACUUGUGGUUGGUCAAGAAAAUCUGUGUGUGGUUUUAUUACCAUUUGCUAAUUGACUAAAAAGGGUCUCUGGUUAUUCCAUUUUUCGGUUGAUUUUCCCUCAAGAUUAUCUGGGCUUUGAUUAGCUUAUGAAAAUCUUUCCCUUAAGAGAUUACUGAGAAUAACCAGAUGUUGGGAUUUAGAUUCCUUGAAAAGUGUCCCUUGGAUAAUAUGGUAAUGCAGUUUGGAGAUAUAUGCUGCAUAAUUGUGAUGCUUGGAUUGUAGCAUUUGUUUUCUUGGGACCCUUUUCAAAUUGUCGUUUUAUUUGAGGGUAUGAUGGAGUACCUUCCUGUUGAGGUCAUUGGGAACAUUUUGUCCCGGCUCGGAGCUGCGCGGGAUGUUGUAAUUGCAUCAUCUACUUGUCGGAAGUGGCGAGAGGCUUGGCGGAAUCAUCUUCAUACACUCACAUUUAACUCGAAUGACUGGCCGGUUUAUCACGAGCUCACAAGGAGCAGACUUGAGAUCAUUAUAACUCAGACGAUUUUCCAGACUAAUGGACUGCAGUGCAUUUCAAUCAUAAUGGAUGAUGUUGAUGAGUUCUCUGCUGCUCCGGUGAUAGCUUGGCUAAUGUAUACUAGAGAAACGUUGCGCCAGUUACAUUACAAUGUUAGGACUACGCCCAACAUUAAUAUACUCGAAAAAUGUGGUCGCCAGCGGCUGGAAGUGUUGGCUCUGGCACACAAUACAAUCACGGGUGUUGAACCUAGUUACCAAAAAUUCCCUUGCUUGAGGUCUCUUUCACUAAGUUAUGUCAGUAUAUCGGCUUUAGACCUGAGUCUUUUCCUUACAGCCUGCACGAAAGUUGAGGUUUUGAAUCUUGUCAGUCUAGACAUUGUUAUGUCUGAUCCACAGGCAACGAUGGAGCUGAGUAGUAACUCUUUGAAAGAUAUCUAUGUUGAAGCCAUUAGUUUGGAUAAAAUCACACUUGAGGCAGAUAGUCUUGAGAAACUGCAUUUGAAAGAUUGUACGCUCGAGGUCUUUGAGCUUGUUAGCAAGGGGAAAUUACAACUCCUUAAGAUUGACGACGUUAGUGUCAUCCAUCUUGAUAUUGGUGAGAGCACUGAAAAUCUUGAAAUUGUGGACGUAAGCAAUUUCACGAUCAUGUGGUCCAAGUUCCAUCAUAUGAUAGCGAAAUCAUCAAAGCUGAGAAGACUGAGGCUAUGGGGAGUUGUAUUUGACGAUGAUGACGAGGUUGUCGAUAUUGAGACAAUAUCUGCUUGCUUUCCUCAAUUAAGUCAUUUAUCGUUGAGCUAUGAAUUAAGAGAGACAGCACUUCAGUAUGGAUUGCAAGAUUCUUUUCGAUUGGAAAAUGUGGUCGUCUUGGAGCUAGGCUGGACAGUGAUUAGCGACCUGUUCUCGCAUUGGGUAGCAGGACUACUUGAAAGGUGCCCUAACUUGAGGAAUUUGGUAAUCUAUGGGGUCGUUUCAGAAACCAAAACGCAUGAAGAAUGUCAUACAUUAGCCAGCUUCACAUCUUUCAUUGUAAGGCUUAUGAGGAAAUAUGCGCAUGUAGAUGUUCAGUUUGAAUAUGAAUAGACUUGAACAAUUGUUCCCUACGGUGGAGUUCAAACUUUUGCCUAAUCUCGGCAACGCAAGGAGGUACAUGAUCCUUAGUGGUGAUUGUCUUUUUCCUAUAUUGGUACAACCCUGUAAUUUAUGAUAAAUUUUGGACUCGUCUUAUUCUUUCAAUUCAGGUAAAAGUAGUAUUUGCAUUUCUUGUUAUCCUCUUAUUACUAGUUUGUGCGAAUGCACACUAUUUCUGUUAUUACGAAUUUUCAUCAAUUCUGCUUUUCUGUUUUGUUCUUUUUGUUGGGAAGCUUCCUUACAGUCCAUGUUGUAGUUCAUUGGUAUAGAUGCAUGAUGUAGACUUGUUAAACUGACUGAAGAAAUGAGAAAUAGAAGAAAUAUUGGUUAAUUAUUUGACAAUGGAAAAAACCAUAGUGCUAACGUUAAUAUUCACCUACUAUGAAUAAUAGCACUGCUCAAGGUAAAAGAGCAGUGCUUAUGCCUCUGUGGUAUUGGUAAGAAAAGCUGUUAGAAUUUCAUCUUUCAUAAGAUCCUCUUCCUAAAAGAAUGGUUGAGGUUCAGUUAAGGCGAUAUCUUUGAUAAUCAUUCCUUAGGAAUUUCUAUCCCCAGCUCUUGAACUCCAAGAGCCAGAGAACUACUUAUGAACGUUUAGAUUGAAAAAUCUGGUACAAGUGAUCGUAUUCUGUAGGUUGGCUGUUUUUGUGCAACUUGAGACCUAGAUAUUAGAAAGCUACGGAAGAAUGGAUUCUCUCUCUACAGCUGCUCUGCGAGUUCCAGCUUUCAUCGUGCCCCUUAUUGUUGGUAUUGUUCUCUCUCUCUCUCUGUUUUUUUUACAAUGAAUCUCUUGGUAGUGUCUUAACCAACAAAUUUUACUGUGAAGGCAUGCCUAGAAAUCGGUACUUUGGUGGGAGACGGAUAUGUGUAGAUAUGCAUUUUUGAAGAAAAGGCAUAGCUGUUGAUUCAUAACUUUUUUCUGAAAUCUGUUGCAUGAUUAAGGAUUACCCUUUACGUUUGAAGACCUAAUUCAAGGUCUAUCGGAAACAACCUCUCUACCUGUGCAAGGUAGGGGUAAGGUCUGCGUACAUACUACCCUCCCCGGUCCUACUUGUGAGAAUACAAUGGGUAUGUUGUUGUUGUAUACAUCAUGUUUCCUUAACAAUUGAUGUAUCAUUUUGUCGGCUAUAUUUAUUGGUUGGUCCGUCGUAAUAUCAAUCAGAAUUCUAGCACGCCGCGUUUUACUGGGAAGGAUCGAACCAUGGGAACCAAUCUACAUGGCUAUCACCUUUUACCUAUGGCAUGAUGCUCAUGGAGUCAUGGGCAACUUAUCUCUAAUUGGAUUUCCUUUUCCAACUUUCAACUUCAUGUGUAUUUGAGUGUUGUUUCAAAAAGAGAAGCUCUGGCUGGAGAGGAUGAAUUAUAAGAAGAUGAAUCAUCAAUUUUUCUGUGUAAAUUUUCUUACCAAAUUCUCUGUUGCUUACAUGUCUGUCGUUAGAGUUUUGAGCAAAUGAUUGAAGUCAUACAAGUCUUUGCUUGGAUCGCAGUGUAUUGCCUGCAUCACUAUUCGUUUUCUCCCUAUAUAUCCUGUUUUAUCAUCUUCGGUUAUUAGUAAUUUAUGUGGCACUUGGUCUUCUUCAGUUUCUAUCCCAAUUGGAGAAAUCUUGUCUUUGUUACUGUACUGAAUACCUAAUUACUCCACUUUACGGCACUUUUUGCUUGAGUAAAUUACAACAACAGCAACAUGCCCAUUUUAUUCCCACAGGUGAGGUCUGGGGAGGGUAGUGUGUACGCUGACCUUACCCCUACCUUAUGCAGGUAGAGAGGCUAUUUUCAGAGACCCUCGGUUCAGGCAAUCACAGUUAGAACAGUAAAGCAAAUUGAAAUAUAGCAAUAGUAAAGAGUCAUAGGAGAAGAGAUAGUAGCACAACGAGCUAGUAACUAAACCGAUUCUGCUUGAGGAAAUUGAAAUGCUGAAAGUUAGAAUUUUUGAGGGCAAGACUUGAAUGAAAGGGAGAUAGGAUGAAGUACAAUUCUUGUAAUAAUGUGGUUGAUUUUCAUCACUACAGUUAGCUUUUGCUGCUCCGUCAUAGUACGAGUUUCCAGUGGUUUCUGCUCUCUGAAUUGUUCUAGAGCAAGAUCGACCUAUCAAAAAAGAAAAAAUUGUUCUGGAGCAAGAUCUUUUCCCUAUCCCAACAGCAUAAUAUGAAGCCUUUUCUUUCCCAGUGAUCUGAUGAACCGAAGGUCUCUCGGACCUAUUGUUAAGAAUAACGAGAUACUAUUUUCAUUAGUAGCGUUUAACCAACGCUGCAACCAGAUGCUUCGACCUGCAAAUGCUAGCUCAUAUCACUUUAUCAGGAUGUAAAAACUGCUAGUCGGCAUGAGAUGUCGAUUUUUGAAUUUUGAUUAAUAGUCUUCCUUACUCCUAAUGAUGUGUGAAUGUCACAUUUUCUGUACAAUGUGUGGUGUAUAAACAAUGUGCAAUGCAGGAACAAGAUCACUAGAAUGUAGACUUUAUCUUUUACUCUUAACAAAAAAGCAAAAAUGGGUUUGUUUUUAAUUCAGGUGGCAAUUUGUAUGCCUGCCUUUUGGAUAUUGUAUCUUGUUUUUGCAUUCUUGCAACUUUCCUCCUUUUGCUCGGAAACAAUUUCUCUACCUUCACAAGGUAGGGGUAAGGUCUGCGUACUCACUAUUCUCCCUAGACUCCACUUGUGGGAUUACACUGAUUUUGUUAUUGUUCUUGUUGUUAUUGUUGCAACUCUCCUCCCUUUUCACGCGGAGGAUACUCUAUGUGAGUAAAGUUUUCUGGUAAAAAAAACAUAGGGUUAUCAGUACUUUCUUUAUUAUGUAUCUUUUUAUGUCUUUUCCCUACAGGAAAUUGACCAACAGGGAAAGGCAUAUGAUCCAUCUGCAAAAUUUAGAGGAUGUCACCCCUUCUUUUCUUUGUGAACUUUUGUGGUUUCUCCCUAUCUGCCUAAGCUUUGGUGGAUAAAGUUAUUCGUAUUUUUGCGGGUGGAGAUACAAAUACUCUAUUGAAUUGUCAAGGUGCUUACAAGUUGCCAGGGGCUUACACACCUUGGCCGAAGUGGUGUCACGUGAUACUGCUUUGUCGAAUUGUCAAAUACUCUUUGCUGGUGGAGAGAUACAAAUACUCUAUUGAAUUGUCGAGGUGCUCACAAGCUGGCAGGGGCGUAUACACCUUGACCGAAGCAGCAUUACGUGACACUGCUUCGUCGAAUUGUCAAAUACUCUUUGCUGGUGGAGAUACAGAUACUCUAUUGAAUUGUCAAGGUGCUCACAAGUUGGCAGGGGCUUACACACCUUGGUCGAAGCGGUGUCAUGUGAUACUGCUUCGUCGAAUUGUCAAAUACUCUUUGCUGGUGGAGAUACAAAUACUCUAUUGAAUUGUCAAGGUGCUUACAAGCUGCCAAGGGCUUACACACCUUGGUCGAAGCGGUGUCACGUGAUACUGCUUCGUCGAAUUGUCAAAUACUCUUUGCUGGUGGAGAUACAAAUACUCUAUUGAAUUGUCAAGGUGCUUACAAGCUGCCAAGGGCUUACACACCUUGGUCGAAGCGGUGUCACGUGAUACUGCUUCGUCGAAUUGUCAAAUACUCUUUGCUGGUGGAGAUACAAAUACUCUAUUGAAUUGUCAAGGUGCUUGCAAGUUGCCAGGGGCUUACACACCUAGGCUGAAGCAGUGUCAAGUGCUAAUGCUUCGUCAAAUUGUCAAAUACUCUUUGUUGGUGGAGAUACAAAUACUCUAUUGAAUUGUCAAGGUGCUUGCAAGCUGCCAGGGGCUUACACACCUUGGCCGAAGUAGUGUCAAGUGCUAAUGCUUCGUCGAGUUGUCAAAUACUCUCUACUAGUGUAGAUGCAAAUACUCUAUUGAAUUGCCGAGGUGCUCAUAAGUUGGCAGGGGCUUACACACCUUGGCCGAAGCAAUGUCACGUGACACUGCUUUGUCGAUUUGCUUUUUUUUUUUUUUUUAUUAAAUAUGUAUGUAUAGAUUAGGUAUCAUUAUAGUGAUUUAUUUUUUUGUUCACCUUUUCAAAUGUUAACACUACUUGCAGAAAUUCCUGCGUACGCUCCCGACAGUAUUGUUAUAAGAAAACAUUGGUGGCUUC
Molecule: messenger RNA, 6394 nt
Organism: Nicotiana tabacum (common tobacco)
Lineage: Eukaryota; Viridiplantae; Streptophyta; Magnoliopsida; Solanales; Solanaceae
Source: RefSeq, a predicted model, not a curated record